Messenger RNA from Somion occarium, 3098 nucleotides. The record is from the annotation of a GenBank genome assembly. NCBI's taxonomy places the organism in Eukaryota, Fungi, Basidiomycota, Agaricomycetes, Polyporales, Cerrenaceae.
AACGCGUGGGUGGCGCUGAAAUCUCCCUUGACCAGUCUUUCUGUGGAUGAGUACGUAGACGCUACCACGUGCCAUUGCUACGGCCACACGUCCCAUUAUAUUCUUGAGUGAUAUUACCACUUGUGAUAAUAUUACAAGCCUGUGCCGGACAAGUGUACUGUGCCACAGACAUUCCCCAUCGAGCGUUUCACCCACAGCAAAUUGGCCGCUUACCACGCACUCCUUGACCGCCAAACAAUACACGUUAAUAUCAUCCACUGUGCCACUAACUGGGGACGGAAGUGCAUAUAUAGCGGCUGCUCGGUCUGUGUUCUGUACGUUCCACAUCUCUAUUCACUGCUGACUCUCAACAUGAACUCUGAAGCUAAUUCUCUUCCUGCUGACGUUACAGGAUUCCCUUCGGUCGACUCGCAUCCUGACGACACUACUCUCCUUGAUCUUAACGCCGCUGAACCUCGUCUUGAGCACAAGCUUGAGACCCCUCCGACCUCUAUCAUCCAAAACGUCCCUACAACCCCUCAUAAAGGCACUCCUGGAACGUUAAGGGUAGACAAAGAUAAGGCCGCCUACAAGGCUCUACAAGCUGAGCAGAUGGAAGACCCUCAAGUCACUCAACUUUCUUAUGCUCAAUUCUUGGCUAUGUGCGUUCCUGGGGAAACAAUCAAGAUCUCAGACAAACUUGAAGCAGACUGUAGGACGGUCUUCAACUCUGCAGCUUCUGGAAAACGCGAAAAUCAGGUUGGUCGGGAAGAAGAACUCUACCCCGGCAUCUGCUAUAUGGUGAAACAAGCCAUGGAUCAUGGUGCAGGCGGACCUGGCCUGUCCGAGUUGAUCGCUAAGGACACCGCCCACUGGCCAGAGUCCGGUUCAGAUCGUCGUUGUUUUGACUGCAGUAUAUACAAUGAAUCUGAUGAGGACGCUUACACGCUAGACGAUGAACAGGAACAGCCAAAGAUCAAGGACCGUGCUCCGUAUAUUGGUAGGACGCUGUUUUCACGUGCAGUUAUGCCAUUCGAAGUCAAGAAUGACCCCAAAAAGAGACCUUUCGGCGAUUCUGGGGAACUUCUGCAGACUCAAGAGGCGCGGAUGACGAGAGGACAGAUAGCCGAAUAUGCGGCAGAGAUCCUGUCUCGCCAGCACCGGAGCCAUCUCUUCUUCGCUUCUGUCUUCCAGUACAAGGUCAAUUUCCUUUACAUCGACCGUGUUAGCACUGUCAUAUCGGAAUCAAUCGACUGCCAGAAACAGCCGAAGGAGUUCUUGCAGUUCUUCUGCCGGCUUGGUUCUAUGACUCGAGAACAACUUGGAUACGACCCUACCGCCACCCCAGCCUCCAUUAAGGAAAUCGAAGUAAUGCGUCAACGUGCUCUCCGCAUGGACGGCUACCAAAAGACAUAUGUGGAUUCGGCGAUCUCGGAUGCUCUGGAACAGAAGGAGAAGUCACUCUGGCCUAUCUACAAGCUCCUCGUCCCCCCGAAUAUCAAGGAUCCCCAACAGAUCGGUCCUCAGGCUUUCCUAGUGGGCAAACCUCGUUCCUGCAGUUCCUCCUUGACUGGUCGCUCGACAAAGGGCUUCGUGGCAUACGACGUUCGAAAGGACGAGUUUGUAUUCCUUAAGGACUCUUGGCGUGCCGAUAUACCAAGAGGCCGUUCCGAGUCAGACGUUUAUUUAAUGUUGCAGGCUGCCAAGGUCGACAACAUCGCCACUUUUCGUUGCGGGGGCGAUGUCGAACCACGCCAAAGAACCAAGUCUCAAAAGUAUUUCAACACAGAAACUGUGGACUUCAUUGCUCGCAUACAUCAUCGACUUGUCAUUGAAGAGAUUGGGAAGCCAUUGGAUGAUUACGAGUCAGCCCAUGAAUUGACUCAGGUUAUGUACGGCGCUUUGAAGGGGCAUUGGAGCGCGUACAAGAAUGCCGAGGUGCUUCACCGGGAUAUCAGCGAUGGUAAUAUUCUCAUAACGUACCAGGGCGAUGAGCCACGCGGAAUACUGAUUGAUUGGGAUCUAUGCAAGACGAUGGGCGAAAUCGCAGAGCAAAAGGCAUCCAACACGAAUCGUUCUGGAACGUGGCCAUUUUUGUCUGCUCUUCGGAUAUUAUAUCCCCGGAAACCAUAUGAGGUUGCUGACGACAUAGAAUCCUUUGUGCACAUCUACCUCUGGUUUGCAGCUCGCUUCCACGGACACACUCUAACUGGUAACCGCGACAACUUUGCCACCUACGUGAACGACAUGUUCUUUCAGUGUUGCAAAGAACAAGAUUUCUACGUAGGGAGCUCGCGAAAGCUGUCGCAGUUACAAGCUGGCAACGCGGGCUUCGCCUUGACUGGCAAUACCAACCUCGCCAGCUUGAUUGACGAGCUUAUGAAAGUCUGCAAGGAGCAUUAUGCUUGCGUCGACAUCAAAUCUAUGAACGAACACUACGCUCCGACAUGUAGACCACCGGCAGAACAGCAGACAGCCAAGGUGAAAGUUCCAAAACUCAGUCCACCGCCCGAAUUUGCUGAGGCCUUCGCGGCUAAUGUUGCUGAAACCGCCUCCGCGCAUACUGUUGCUGGAGUUCCUUCUCCUCAGCGCACAUUGGACAACCAUGGCGCGCUGUUCCGAGCCCUGGGCCUUGCAUUGAAGAACGAUAUCUGGGUCAUCAACGACAAACUACCGAAGGAGAAGGACAAUUUCGUGGGUCUCCCAGCAGUGACCAUGACAGAAGGUCGCUCUAUAGUGUUGGGGACGUCGGAGAACACCAGUAAGCGAAAGGCCGUGGAAGAUAAUCGCAAAACUACUAAGAAACGCAAGGAUAGCAAGACUGACAGUGGGUCACGUCAACAGACUCACAUGACUCGCUCUCAGGCUCGUGCUCAAGGCGGUCUUCAUCCUGUGCAAGAAUGAGCGGGGCUUCCUUUUCGAGGGAUCUCAAUUGGGAAAUACUCAAAUUUAGUUGAUAUCCGUUAUUCAUGUAUCCGUUAUUCAUGUAUCCGUUAUUCAGGUUUGGCCUUUGUCAUAAUGUUCGGUAUAAAUAUGCUCAUCCACCAUCGGAAAUACAUUCAUAUCAUCAUCCACAUGGCGUACAUCGUGGAGUGUAAAUUUUCACCUUCUUGGCAUCA